This is a messenger RNA of Rotaria sp. Silwood1, 3303 nucleotides long. The record is from the annotation of a GenBank genome assembly. Lineage: Eukaryota; Metazoa; Rotifera; Eurotatoria; Philodinida; Philodinidae.
AUGUCACAAAUUCCACCUGUUAUUUCUUUAGAUGGAACAAAUUUAAGUUAUUCAUCAGAAUGUUCACCAAAAGAAGAAUCUAGUCAAGUAACAUCCAUAUCUUCAUUAAUAACAUUGCCGGCAAGUCCAAGACAACAACUAAAUAAUAUAUCAUCACAAACUUCUAAUACUUCAUCGAAUCUCUCAGGAACUAUUUAUGAUGUUAAUGAAGCAAAUUCUGACAAACAAACAGGUUAUGUUUUAAGUCUUCCAAAUAAUGAAUCAUCAAAUGUAAAAAUGUUUGUGAUAUCAUCUCCAUCAAAUAGUGAUGAUGUAUCAUUUGAAGAAAAUAAAUCAAUAAUAAAUGAAUCAACAGAUAAAGUUAAUAUAUCAUCAUUAUCAUAUCUUAAAACAAAACAACGGAAAAUUGAUCAUAGAAGAAAUAAAAGUGAACCAGUUAUAAAUGCAAAUUUAGAAGAUCUAUCAUCAAUAAAUUCAUAUCCAAGGACAACCAUACUUGAAUCAUCAUCAACAAGUACAACAAGUAAUGAAUCAGCAAUGAGUAAUAAUGGAUCUUUUGAAAAAAAACGAAAAUCUUCAAAAAAACAAAGUUCACCAUCAAUAAAUACAAAUAAAAUUAAUGAAAAUAAUAAUAUAUCAUCUCAAACACAAGAUAAAUCUUCAUCAUCAUCAACAACAAAAAAAAAGAAACCAUGAAUUCGAUUAUUUCUUCGUUCAAAUAGUUUUCGAAAUUCUCGAAUAAAAACUGAUUUCAAUAAUGAAAUAUUACCAAUGCAAUCGAAUCUAAUGAGUAUAGAAAAAGAAAAUUUCUUAAUUGAAAAUGAUAAAAAUGAAAUAUUAACACAACAAAGUUCAUCACGUGAAAAAUUAUCUGGUGAUAAUCUUAAAUCAUACUUAUCAAAAGAUCCAUCAUCAAGUUCAUUAUCUUCAAAUUUUGAAAUAGUUUCACCAACUAUUGAAAUAUGUUCGGAUUUAUCAAUUCCAUUAUCGAAUAAUACAAUACAUAAGAAUAUUGUUGCAAAUGCAUCAGCAUCAAUAUUAAAUGCGCAUACAUUUACAUAUGAAAAUUUUUCGAAAGAACAUCAUCAUAAAAAUCAACAAAGGUAUUCAACGAUUCUACAAGAAAAUCUUAAUCAUUUAUCAUCAUUAUCAUUUACAAUGAGACGAACAAAAUCAUAUCGUUAUUCAGAUCGAAUAAGAAAAUCUUCAAUUAUUUAUAAAUAUUCAAGUGAAAAAAUGAAACGUCGAAUUAUUCAAGUAAAUCGUUCAACAAAAUCUAUCAGCUUUCCACUGUCAACUAACAUAAACAAUCAAUUCUAUCCUAUUGCUUCACAACAAAUAUGUUCAGUAAAACCAACAGCUACAAAUGCUUUUCUAACAGCAGCUUCAAUACUGAAAUAUUGGCCUUUUCAAUCAACUUAUCGUCAAAGAAAUGAAGAAUUUAGAAAAGUUUUUAAAGAUUUAUCAAAUGAUGAACGAUUAAUUGUUGAUUAUUCAUGUGCAUGGCAAAAAGAAAUCUUAAUACAAGGUCGAAUGUAUAUAUCACAAAAUUAUUUAUGUUUUUAUGCUAAUUUUCUUAAAUGGGAAACAAGUUUAUGUUUAAAAUUUAAAGAUAUUGUUGCAAUAACACGAGAAAAAACAGCUAAAGUUAUUCCAAAUGCAAUUGAAAUUCGAUCAAAUAAAAAUGAAAAAUAUUUUUUUGCAAGUUUUGCAACACGUGAUAAAACUUAUGCUAUGAUAUAUCGAAUAUGGCAAAGUAUUUUAAUUGAUCAACCAAUAUCUUCUCAACAAUUAUGGAAUUUGAUUCAUCAAUGUUACGGAAAUGAUUUAGAUAUGACAACUGAUGAAGAAGAUACUUAUAAUAAACAAUCAAAAACUUCUACACCUGAAAAAAAUUCUCCAAAACAACAAACGAAAAACGAAACAAAUGAUAAAUAUUGUAGUGUAACACCAAAUUCACUUUGUUCAAAAUCUAGUGAAAAAGAAGAAAUUGACGAUCAUUCAAGUAUAUCAUCUUAUAGUGGACGUCAAAUAGAUGAUGAUAAUUAUAAUGAUGAUGAUAAUCAAGGUAUAAUACCUAUUGGAGAAGAAGCAAAUACAAAUACACUAAUACGUCAAUCAAAUUCAAAUAUAAAUAAACAAGAUAAUUCUUUUAUAACAAUGUCAAUUAUUCCAGAAACAAAUUAUCUUUCAAAAUGUCCAUGUGAAUCGCAUUUAGCUACUCAAUUAAUUGAUCGAACAUAUUCAUUGUCGGUUGAACGUCUUUUUGAUUAUUUAUUUGGUGAUAAUGAUUUUGUUGUUGCUUAUCAUGCAUCACGUCGUAUUAAAGAUUAUCAUGCUGAUGAAUGGAAUCAUAAUGAAAAAACAGGAAAACGAGAACGUUUAUGCACUUAUAAAGUUGGUGUUGCUGCAGUUUUUGGUGCAACAACCAUUUGUUCGAAUGAAAAACAAGUUAUUCAAUGUGAACUAUCAAAAUCUCAUUAUAUAGUAGAUACAGAAGUUCGAAAUGAAGGAAUUAAAUAUGCUGAUGCUUUUUUUGUUGCAUCUCGUUAUUGUCUUGUACAAACUGGACCUAAUAAAUCACAUUUAAAAGUUACUUGUGAAGUUAGAUAUCUUAAAAGUUUAAUGAUUAUUAUUAAAUCAUUCAUCGAAAAAAAUGCAAUGGCUGCUCUUCAAGAUUCAUAUACAGAUUUGAUAAAACGUAUUGAUAUUAAUUGUUCAAAACGUCCACGAUCUUCGAGUACAACAAGGAAUACUGAACAAGAUAAAGAAAAUCAACCAAAAAGGAAGCAUUCACAAAAACAACAAUUAACUAAAUUAAAUUCUACAACCAAUGAUUCUUCAAUAGAUCAACAACGAAAACAAACAACUCACAAAGAACCUAUCCAUCACACUCAAAGUGGAAAGUUAGUUUUAUCUUCGUCAUCAGAUACGUCAUCUUCUUGGGUAUGGUCAAAAAACCAUUUGUUAGUUCCAUUUUGUUUAAUAAUAAUAUUAAUCCUUGUUAGUGUGAAUAUAUUUUUAUGCAUUAAAUUAAAUGAAAUCGAUCAAAUGACUGAUCGUCUUUCAAAAAAUUCUCCAUUAUGGUCACAAGGAUAUUCGUAUCCAAAAGAAGAAUAUCAAUGGUCUUUAUUAUUAAAAAGACAAGAAGAAUAUUAUCAAGCGAAAUUAACUGGUCUUCGUUCUGUUUUAAUAUCAACUCAUAAUGCAUUAAAAAAUGUAACAGAUGCUCUAAAUGAAUUAACCAAAGUAAGCAGUGGAACAAGUUCAAAUGCACCUAUGGAUCAUCUUCAUUCACUGUAG